AUGACGGCGCAAAUUCUGUCAAUGCACGGAGGGCACGCAUCGGACUUUGGCAAGAUCGAGACACAAUUCCCCCAGAAAAUGGAAACCACGAGCGGCGCAAUAGAGCCCCCAACACCCGCAUCCCCCGAGCGUGACGACAAUAGAGGUCGCCGGCGGGAUAGAGAAGACGGCGAUGGGGAUAACACUGGCGACGGUGCAGAUGGCGGCGAGGCUACCGGCUCGUCGAGGAAGCGGAGAAGGAGCAGGAAAGGACUGGACAAGAAGUUUGAAUGUCCCCACGAAGGGUGCGGGAAGAGCUACUCGAGGGCAGAGCACUUGUACCGGCACCAACUGAACCACAACCCGAAGCAAAUCUACCACUGCGACUUCCCCGAAUGCCACCGGUCCUUCGUCCGUCAAGACUUGUGUGCACGACACAAAGAGCGACACACAGCGCGGGGCUCGCAAUUGCUGCGAAAGGACACCUUCAUGCACAAUCUGAACCCCAUCGUCACUGCAGCCAUGGCCCCAAAGAACGGAACGGCCACCAAGCUUGGCAACAUGAAGAACUCCCCCACGCAAGGAGCAUCGGAAAGAACCUUUGCCCUGCAGUCCCCUGCAGCAGGGUCUUCUGCGACGGGACCGCAGAUGUCCCCACCAAACCUUCAUUCCCCUGCAUCGAACAUUACACGACCCGACGCUUUGAACAGGGCUGGCAGUGACGAAUCAUAUCGCGCUGGCUCUGAUGCUAAGUAUGAGAUGCAGUCCCAGGGCUCUGGAAACUUCGGACCCCCACCAUCACGCACCUCCACUUUUGGUUCGCAGUACGGAGCGAGGCCGCCGGUCACCAAUUCCCCACAUAUGAGCAAUGGAAACUUCCAGCGGCCUGAACUUAGGGCGCAGACGUCCAACUUAUCAUCAUCAUACGGCUCGAACUCGCCGUAUAAUUCUGCAGCCACUCCAUCGCAAUCAUAUCCCCCUUCAGGGACAGCGGUGAAUAACUCUUAUCAGCCCAAUUCUGGUCCUGGUUAUCAGUCACAGCAGAAUUUCCCUCAGUUCACAUCCCUCCCACCCCCGGAAUUUCCCUCGAUUCAACAACCCGCUACUCCCGCAGCAAGAGAGCAGCCUGACAACCAAUACUACAAUGGCACGUCCGGGCAGACCCCCAUGAAUGGCGUCGAGGCAACUGCACAGCAGAUAGACACUAGGAUGAACGGAGUAUCUGAAACCUCAAUGCUCGAGAACACCACGCCCUCGUAUGCUAUUCCCAUGUUUGGCGGUGAGGGCUACAGUAGAUCUCCCUUUGCGAUGGCUGAUGACUUCGCUGCGUGGCUGUUCAACGACUCAAACUUCGGGCCGGGUGCCUCCCCGAUGGGUUAUCCGACUGGGUCCAAUAAUCUCGGCCAGAUUGGGUCUGCAUCAUCACAAAUUGGUCUGCAGGCGCCGUACUUCAACUAUGAUCCGUCUGUUGCUGGAUACUUCAAUAAUCCAGCACCUCCUGCGCAUCCUAUGGCGGUCAAUAGCAUUUUGGACACAACGCCCCCAGAAUCAGUGUUAUCUGAAGAGAAGCGUAAAGACUUGCUUGACCUGAUCAUUGGUCGGUUCAAUGAAACAGACCAUGCGCCAGUUAAGAAGCAGAAAGAGGAUAUUCUUGAGGGGAACAAGGACGACGAUCAUCACGUCCUAAGUUUGCACAUGAUGCAGACUUAUAUUGGGUCAUACUGGAUACACUUUCACCAACAGCUGCCGAUUCUGCAUAAGCCCACAUUCAACGCAACAUCCUGCCCUGAUCUUCUGCUGCUGGCUAUCAUGUGUCUUGGCGCUUCGUGUCUAGACAAGAGCUAUAGCCAUGAUGUGACACAGGCAUGUGCAAAUCUCUCGGCUUUCUUAGCUUGGCACCUCCGUUGGGAAAUCUUCAUGGAUGCUGAUUUCCGGCCACCGGCGAAAUUGUGGAUCUUCCAAGCAUUGCUCCUUCUGGAAGUGUUUGAAAAGAUGUAUUCCACUCGCCCGCUGCAUGAGCGUGCACAUAUUCAUCAUGCUACGACACUAACACUGAUGAGGAGAGGAAGCUCACUAAUUGGUAGGUCCGCUAUGGAUUCUCCUCCAAGCGUCAAAGAUGCGAAGCCAAGCAUCAACGGAGCUCUUGGUGGAGCGAAUACCCCAGAUGAGUGGUGGAAUCACUGGAUCACAAAUGAGGCAACGAGAAGGGCUGCCUUUGCAGCAUUUGUCAUGGAUAGCAUACAUGCGACCAUGUUCGGUCACAGCGCUGUCAUGGUCGCUCACGAGAUGCGGUUACCAUUGCCCUGCGAUGAGGCUCUCUGGUCAGCCACAAGCAGUUCUGAAGUUGGCAGAGUUGAGGCCAGCCUACACGCGAAUGGUAUCAAGCAGACCACCUUCCUGGAUGGACUGAAGAAGACCCUAAAUGGGCAGAGCGUGAGAACGAAUUCAUUUGGCCGCACCAUUCUUAUGGCUGGAUUACUCAGCGUAUCUUGGCAUAUGAACCAACGAGACCUCCAAGUUAGUUCGCUUGGUGUAUCACAGGCGCUAGGUGGACGCGAUAAAUGGAGGGGAUCUCUCACUCGCGCUUUCGACUUCUGGAAACAGGAUUUUGACACCUCGCUGGCCCGGCCCACCGACCUCGCCGCCCCGAACGCAUAUUCAUAUUCCAACGGCCUGGAUGACGAGAACGUUUAUGAAUCCCGCACAGUCCUUCACCACAUGGCCCAUAUGGCAAUGCAUGUCGAUAUAGUCGACUGCCAAAUCUAUGCUGGUGCCACCAGAUUGCUCGGACGAUCGAUAACACCUCAAGACUACAACGGUGCUCAGCGGAGAAUGAAGGAAACUUGGGCGCCUACAGCACGGGCUCGAGAUGCAACUUUCUACGCACUUCGUUUCUUGUCGAACGUCAUGAUCUUCAACGAGAACGGCGGAGGCCCAUCGAAUAGUUCACCCUCGACCAGCUUCGACUAUUCAGCUCGCGAUGACUUCUUACUUAACAGGCCAUGGGUCCUCUACUUUGCCACUCUCAUUGUCUGGUCAUAUGGCUAUGCUCUCGAUGGUCCUGUCAAGUCUGCGUACAAACUCCCAACCCACGAAGACAAGGUCAGAGACAUGUAUGGCUUUUUGCGCAGGGUAGGAGGCGUGCGAGCGCCCGAUGACCUGGCGAAGCUGCCGGAUCGAAAUGCAUGCCUUGGCCUGUUGAUCCUCAUGCGGGAUAUGUUCAAGAAGACGAGGUGGGAGCUGUUGCACGAGGCGAGCAAUCUGUUGACCAAGUGUGUUGAAAUGCUCAUCCCAGGUGCUGGAAGCAUGUAA
Molecule: messenger RNA, 3291 nt
Organism: Lindgomyces ingoldianus
Lineage: Eukaryota; Fungi; Ascomycota; Dothideomycetes; Pleosporales; Lindgomycetaceae
Exons: 3
Coding region: 1-3291 (1096 amino acids)
Biological process (GO): DNA-templated transcription; regulation of transcription by RNA polymerase II
Cellular component (GO): chromatin
Molecular function (GO): zinc ion binding; DNA-binding transcription factor activity, RNA polymerase II-specific; RNA polymerase II cis-regulatory region sequence-specific DNA binding
Source: RefSeq, a predicted model, not a curated record